Messenger RNA from Medicago truncatula (barrel medic), 2397 nucleotides. RefSeq names its product putative receptor-like protein kinase At4g00960. Gene Ontology annotation, molecular function: ATP binding; protein serine/threonine kinase activity. The record is from RefSeq and is a predicted model, not a curated record. The coding region runs from base 216 to 2252 and encodes 678 amino acids. Lineage: Eukaryota; Viridiplantae; Streptophyta; Magnoliopsida; Fabales; Fabaceae. The transcript is spliced from 7 exons. Gene Ontology annotation, biological process: protein phosphorylation. Gene Ontology annotation, cellular component: plasma membrane.
UAGUACCAAUAGUAUUAGGUUUGAGUUGGUUUUGAUUUGAUCCAAUCUAAAUAUUAAAACUAAUAUAUCAUUCAAAAGAAUUGAUCUUGACUUUCAACUUGACUAUACAAAAAAUGUAAUACGACAUCUAUUGCAACAGAAAGACCCUCCAUUCUAAAAUAAAUGAUGUCUUAGGUAUUUUUUACAAGCCCUUGAUCAUUGCAACAUAGAAGCUCAUGAUUCAAAGAACAACCAAUAUGGCUAUUAUUUCCUUGAGGCUAGAUUCUUUUCAUUAUUCAAUCUUUCUCCUAAUAAUAAUUUUUUCAUCAUCACAGUUAGCCAAAGCUGAUAACACAACACAAAACUUCCACUAUUUCUGUAAUCCUAACAACGUAACUGGUACCUACACAGCCAACAGUAUCUACCAAACAAACCUUAAAUCACUUCUGUCCACUCUCACUUCCAACACGCAAAUCAACUACGGUUUCUACAAUUUCUCAAACGGUGAAAACACAAACAAAGUAAACGCAAUUGGUCUUUGCAGAGGCGAUGUUAAGACAAACGAGUGUCUUAGUUGCCUCAAUGGUUCAAGUAACAAUCUCACACAGCUUUGUCCAAACCAAAAAGAAGCAAUUGGUUGGUAUGAAGAUGAAAAAUGCAUGUUGCGUUAUUCAGACCGUUCCAUAUUCCGGUUAAUGGAAAUAGGACCUGCAUAUUAUGCAAACAACAUGGUAAAUGCAACUGAUUUGAAUGAUUUCAAUCAAGUUGUUCGAGACUUGCUUGAUAACUUGACUAGUAGAGCUGCAUCUGGUGAUUCUCGUUUAAAAUAUGCAGUGGCUAGGGCUCGUGGUCCUAAUGAUCAAUCCAUAUAUGGUCUUGUUCAGUGUACGCCUGAUUUAUCUGAGUCAGAUUGUAAUUCAUGUUUGGUUCAAUCCAUUGACCGUAUACCGAUUGAUUGUUGUAAAGAUAAGAAAGGUGGAAGAGUUGUUAGGCCUAGUUGUAACAUGAGAUUUGAAACCGAUUUUCUCUUCUAUGAUCCUACAGCACCACCACCUCCUCCUCCAUCCACCACCACCACUAACACUUCCUCACCAGGAAAUAGCAACACUACUACUGUCGUCAUCGCCGUAGUAGUACCAGUUGUUGCUGUUGUAGUGCUCAUUUUUAUCUGCAUCUGUUUAAGAGUAAGGAAGCCAAGGAAAAAGUUUAAAAUUCAAGAAGGAGAAGAAGAUGAAGAUGUUGAAAUUGAAAUUUCGGAGUCAUUGCAAUUCACUUUUGACACAAUAAGAGAUGCAACAGAUGACUUUGCUGCCUCUAAUAAACUUGGACAAGGUGGAUUUGGGACGGUUUACAAAGGUAGACUCCCCAAUGGACAAGAGAUUGGUGUCAAAAGGUUGUCGAGGGAUUCUGGCCAAGGAGAUUUAGAAUUUAAGAAUGAAGUAGUUUUAGUGGCUAAACUUCAACAUCGAAACUUAGUUAGGCUACUUGGUUUCUGUAUAGAAGGAAGAGAAAGACUACUUGUAUAUGAAUUUGUUCAGAAUAAGAGCCUCGAUUACUUCCUUUUUGAUCAAACCAAGAGAACACAAUUAAACUGGAACAGAAGGUAUAAAAUCAUUGUAGGUACUGCUCGAGGAAUUCUUUACCUUCAUGAGGAUUCUCGGCUGCGUAUUAUUCAUCGUGAUCUCAAAGCAAGCAAUAUUCUCUUAGAUGAAGAGAUGAAUCCUAAGAUAGCAGAUUUUGGCAUGGCUAGACUGUUUGAUGUGGACCAAACUCAGGAAAAUACAAACAGAAUUGUGGGAACCUAUGGAUAUAUGGCACCGGAGUAUGCAAUGCAUGGACAAUUUUCAGUGAAGUCAGAUGUAUUUAGUUUUGGUGUAUUGAUUCUUGAGAUUAUAAGUGGCCACAAAAACAGUGGCAUUCGUCAUGGAACUAGUACGGAGUAUUUACUCAGCUUUGUAUGGAGAAAUUGGAGAGAUGGGUCACCAACAAAUGUUAUAGAUCCCACAUUAAACAAUGAUUCAGUGAACGAAAUAAUGAGAUGCAUCCACAUUGGGUUACUUUGUGUUCAAGAAAAUGCAGCUAGCAGGCCAACUAUGGCUUCUAUUGUACUAAUGCUUAAUAGUCAUUCUCUCACUCUCUCGAGACCUUCCGAACCUGCAUUUUAUGUAGAUAGUGGAGCUGGAGACUUUCAAGACAUGAUGCAAUCAUUGGAGUCUAGUUCAGUUCAAGAAUCAGUAAAUGAGGCUUCGAUUACGGAGCCAUAUCCUCGCUAGAUUCUGAUCAUAUAGGUGAUAGCUAUAAUACAUAGUCGAUUCGAUUUCAGAAUAAUAAAUUUAAUUCCUCACGUACGACAUUGUGUAUAGGAACUCAUUUAAGUGCUAAUUUGAAUAAUAGUUUACAAAUUAUGGUUUGAUCAAA